AGAUAAGCCCCACCAAAACCAACUCUCUCUCUCUGUCUCUUCGCUCUUCUGAUCUUCAUCUUCUUCCAAGGCGCCUGCAAUGGAGGCCGCGCUCCUCUCUUCUUCCUCCUCCUCCAAACCGCCACCCAACCCCGCCCUCCUGACCCGACCCGCGAACCCGUUUCACCGCCCGACCCUCAGCCCCCGACCCGCCGCCCGCCGCCCCCACCACCUCCCCUCCAUCCGGGCCGCCAUCUCCCGCUCCCGGAAAGAAGAGACCGUGGACACCGUGAAGCAGCAGCUCGAGAACUGCCACCUCGUCGCCGGCAUCAAGUACAAGGGCCUCACCGUCAAGCAAUUCCAGGAGCUCCGGCGGGCCCUCCCGGAGACCACCAAGCUCCUCGUCGCCAAGAACACCCUCGUCUUCAAGGCCAUCGAGGGGACCCCGUGGGAGGCCCUCAAGCCGUGCAUGAAGGGCAUGAACGCGUGGCUCUUCGUCCACACCGAGGAGAUCCCCGGGGCGAUCAAGCCGUACAGGGACUUCGUGAAGGAGAAGAAGCUGGAGAACAACGACUUCAGCGGCGGGGUCUUCGAGGGGCAGUUCUACGGGCCCGAUGAGUUCAAGGUGCUCGAGAGUAUGCCCACGAGAGCCGAGGUGUACGCCAAGCUGCUGGGUGCUCUGCAGAGUCCUGGGAUUGGAUUGGUGGGGACCUUGCAGGCGCCGGCCAGGGAGGUCGUCCUGGUCUUGCAGGCUUUCGUGAAGAAAUUGGAGGAAGAAAGUGGCGGGCAGUAAGGCUUUGGAAGCGUUGAUCUUCAUGUCGAUGGGAAAAGAUUUACUAUAUGUCUGGUAGUCUUGAUGCACAUCGGAGUGAAACUUUCGGUGAUCGGACGGGGGUAGAGAUCUAUUUCUUUUAUAAGGUCUUGCAUAGUCGUUUUUCAUCUGGUCGCUGGCAGAAAUAAGGCGAGUAGCUUAAGGGACAAAUCAGAUGGAAAAGUAUGCGAAAAGGAAGGCUUCUUCAAUGUGAUAGAGUUGCAGAGUCUGAUUCAUGAGGAGGAUCAAGAAGCUAUUGAUGGAAUGGAAUCACAUGCCCAGCAAUGGGAACCACAUCGGGAUCAACUGUAGCUAAUGUGGCCGAGACAUUACUUGUAACUCAUGAUCGACGAGUUCAUUGAGUACCUCAAAUCUUUAAGACAGACAUGUUGAUCCGAUGUUCCUUUAAAGCAGGAAGAAUGGGCAGCAUUCCCUUCUUAUUCUGGA
Molecule: messenger RNA, 1237 nt
Organism: Syzygium oleosum
Lineage: Eukaryota; Viridiplantae; Streptophyta; Magnoliopsida; Myrtales; Myrtaceae
Product: 50S ribosomal protein L10, chloroplastic
Exons: 2
Coding region: 80-772 (230 amino acids)
Biological process (GO): translation
Cellular component (GO): large ribosomal subunit
Molecular function (GO): structural constituent of ribosome
Source: RefSeq, a predicted model, not a curated record